GGCUCCCGCGUGAGCAACUUAUUCAUCAACGCGAUUUCGAAUAAGAUACAGUUACCAAAAGCGGCAACCAUUCAACGAAUUCAGUCUCCCUAUUUACAUAUAUAUUAACGCUUGGAUGGUACUCUAAACCAAGUGCGAAGCCAGUACCAGCGUAGCAGCAGGUUCUGUUUCUCCACGGUCUUGUGAACAUUUGAACAGGUGAACGCCGCUAGACCGCAUGGACAGGCCCUGAUGGGGACUUGCUCAGUGUCGAGAACAACAUGGCCACGAAAUAGCUUUAGUGAGACGCGAAAGUUUUUAGUCGCAACUGCUUUUUACUUGACGGAUACGCCGUUAGAAACGGUCGUUUUCGACGUUUUUCCCGACGGAAAACUAUUCGUUUCGGGUGAAAUUGUGUGCAGUGCCCAUCUGGAUACUGCCGAAGACCUGCUGGAGAUCAGGCGAACCUUGUGACACCUGUCAAACUAGUGACGCUUAUUGUGGUGUUAAAAGGACAUCAAAAUGAUUCAAAGUUCGUACAAAGCGAUGUACCGGCCGAAUUUCUACGAAAGCACGUGCCUGCGGUGCAACGAAACGGUAUACCAGGUGGACCGGGUGGGGCCCUUGAAGGAUUUUACGUUUUUUCAUAGUGGUUGUUUCAAAUGUGCGGUAUGCGGCACCAAAUUGACGCUGAAAACGUACUACAACAACCAGCACAGACAGGAGGACAAGGAGGUGUAUUGUAGUGGGCACGUGCCGAAAAUCGGGCCCGGACAUUUGGACGGAUCGUCUGUGGGCAUUCGAAGUGCCCUCAAUGUUCCGAAAUCCUCCAAUUUUGUCAACGAACAGAUUCGCGGUCCUGGCAGGAGCAGCGUCGAGGGCGAAGCUAUUCAUGUGCGUACGCAUGUCAAUGGUAACUCACAACAGCCCCAUUCGCCCCCGUAUGGGGAGCGGCCCCACUACAGCCCCACAUCGUACACUGAUGGGGCUUCUCCCACUGGAGGCUACCAAUAUGGUCGAUUCGAUGCCAGCGCCCUUCACAUAGCGCACGCCCUCAAGCAAACUGAGCUACAGAAAAGCUACAAGAUCCAUAGGGAAAAACCCAUUGAUGUAUAUUUGGACAGAGACGAACAAAGACGCUUGGAAAUGAAGCAUCGGAAGGAGGAGGAUGAUCUUUACCGGAAGUUUGCGCGCCACCGCGAAGAAGAAGAGCGCCGAAUUAGGGAUGAAAUUCGGGAUGAAUGGGAGAAAGAACUAGAAAGGCUAACGAACCGCUUCGAGAGGGAAAUGCAAAUGAAGCGCAACAAAAGGGAUGACCAAAACGUGCUCACGCUAAGACACCAACAGGAGCGGGAGGACUUGGAGAAAAACAUGACUCUACGACGGGAUAAAAAGAAGGAAUCCCUAACGAGGAAGAUGCUGGAACACGAAAGGGCUGCGACUGCCGCUCUGGUUGAGAAACAAAGCCACGAAAUGUUGGAACUUAUCAAUGAAAAACGCAGCGAAUACAUGCAGGCCGAGUCUCUGUACUUGGACCACAACGACGGUUACACUGAGGAGGCACAGCCUUAUCCCGUGCAUGCGCCGCCUCCUGCGCCUCCUGCUUUAAGCAAAUUCCAAGUCUAUAACGAUCCGGUGGAAUUCUCCAAUGUGGAUCAGAUCGCUAUAUCAGUUGCUCAAGAAGACCAAAAAUCCUUCACUGACCUGGUGAGGCAGCUUGUGGGGCGGUGCGGCUCAGACAUAGAAAAAGCCCGAACGAUCUUCAGGUGGAUAACAGUGAAGAACUUGAAUACCAUGUCUUUUGACGAUAAUUUGCGAGGCGAUACCCCCAUGGGGCUGCUUAGGGGCAUAAAGAAUGGCACCGAGAGUUAUCAUGUGCUGUUUAAGAGGCUGUGCAGCUAUGCAGGGUUGCACUGUGUGGUGAUCAAGGGCUACUCAAAGUCGGCAGGAUAUCAGCCAGGAGUGCGGUUUGAAGACAAUCGGUUCCGAAACUCUUGGAAUGCGGUUUAUGUAGCUGGAGCGUGGAGGUUUGUGCAGUGCAACUGGGGAGCCAGGCAUCUGGUCAAUGCCAAGGAGGCGCCGAAGGCUGGAAACAAAGCCAAAUCCGAUAGUUUAAGGUACGAGUACGACGAUCACUACUUCCUAACGGAUCCCAAAGAAUUUAUUUACGAGUUCUUCCCGCUGCAAGCCGAGUGGCAACUGCUGAAGAAUCCCAUCACGCUGCAGGAAUUCGAAGAAUUGCCGUUCGUCCGGUCGCUGUUCUUCCGCUAUGGGCUUUACUUCUCCGACCCCAAGACGAAAGCCGUCAUGUUUACGGAUUCGACCGGGGCUGCCACUGUAAAAAUCGCCAUGCCUUCACACAUGCAAGGAACGCUGAUAUUUCACUACAACCUCAAGUUCUACGACAGCGACGGGGAUACCUUUGAAAGUGUCUCGCUGAAAAGAUUUGUUAUGCAGUCGGUGGUGGGCAACACAGUGGCGUUCCGAGUGCACGCACCCUGCAGCGGCGCCUUUCUGCUCGACAUAUUUGCGAACGCAGUUACCCCCAAAGAGUACCUUACUGGCGAACCAAUGAAGUUCAAGAGCGUGUGCAAAUUCAAAAUAUGUUGUGAAGAUCUGCAAACAGUGAUGGUGCCACUACCCGAUUGCGCCAGCGGCGAAUGGGGCCCCACUAAGGCUACUAGGUUGUUUGGAUUGGUUCCGAUCACGCACCAAGAUGCACUAAUCUUUGCUGGCAGAGAGUUGGAAACGCAAUUCCGAAUGUCGCGUCAACUAACCGACUUUAUGGCCACUCUGCACAAGAACGGCGUUGAAGAGAAACGAUUGUCCAAGUUUGUGUCCCACAAUGUGACCGAUGAUAUUGUUACGUUCAAUAUCAGUUUUCCGGAAGAAGGACAAUACGGACUGGACAUUUACACGCGCGAAAUGGCCUCAUUGCAGGACUUGCCAGGUGAAAAGCACCUGCUGACGCACUGCUGCAAAUACCUCAUCAAUUCAUCGAAACGAAACUAACCAGGUUACCUUUAGGUAGUAAACUUGCCCAUGGAGUGCGGAAACUUGUUGAAAAUGAUUGUUCCAAACGCGGUAAGCCAGAUUGGAAAAAAAUCGUUUUCAACAACUGUGUUUUCCGCGAGACCUGCGCGCUUGUUUGUUCAUUUUUUUCAGAUGUUAUCUAGUCUUAAAUUAAUUUACAUGUGAAAACAUUAACGACGAUUAACCGGACUUUUGAUUUGCUUAGAUCGGUUUUGCUGAAACUUCGGUGCUGACUUAGUGAGAGUUCAGAGAUACUUAAUAUAUUUCUUAGUUGCCUAACACUUGCCAAAUUUCAGGCAUAUUUUCUUGGAAGGGUUUUGUUCGGAAUGCAUAUACAGGGAGGUCCAGUUUCCAAAGAGGAAACUUCAGGGAACGACAGAGAAUAGAAAUCAAUAUGAGUUUGCAUUAUAAACUAUAAUUAGGAAACGCUUUGUUAAAGGAAUACAGGGAAUUUAAGUUUGUUUUAAAAAAAUCAAAUUUAUUAAUUGUUGUCAAACAGCUGGGGAUAUCAAAGCAAAAUUUUGCAGGCCCUGCCAACGACGAGAGAGUACAUAUAUAUAAAUAAUCUUUAUUUCCUACAGAAAAAGCCUAUCGACCCAAUCGGUCUUUCUGCCCUAAGAGUACAUUUUGCAAUAAGAACGAAAUUUUGUGUUUUGUCUGUAGCCUCCGUGCCAACAGAUAAAUGAGUGUUUUUAAAGACAAAAAUAAGAAUACGACACUGCUGUUUCAUAGAAUAAAAAUCAUGUUUUUGCAUUCUCCAUUCAGUUCGAAAAAAAAUGCCUUUUAAAUUUCUCCGUACAAGCGUUUUUACGUAAAAAAUAGCUGAUAAUUUAAUGAAACUGUAAUAUAAUUAAUUCGCAAAUUCAAUCGAUGAUAAUCACAACAAAAUUAAAGAAAUUGUCUAAAUGUAGUCCGCGCUCUUUAAUACAUUUUCGACAUGGACAACUAAUUAUGCACGAAUUUAUUGCAGCCGAUACCUUAUGAAAAUUUUUCCGCAUAUCAUUGCAGGCUUGUUGAAUUCGUCAAAGUAAAUAAUCUCUGGUUAAAACUGGAGAAGAAUAAAGUUUAUAUUUUUUUUCUAUUUGCCCCCAAACGUAAAAGUCCAAUGAAUUCAAAAAAUCAGUGGCGUUCCACUCCAAUCAUUUUUUCCUUAAAAGCAUGUGUUAACGUGUUAGUACGGACAUCACUGACAAAACAAAAAAAUGAGUUUUUAUUGGAAAAUAUGCUCCCCGUUGGCAGUUAUUGCCCGUAAAAUAUAAUUUAAUCCUUAAUGAAGCGUUUCAAGAAUGCAGCUUAAAAAUCAUUCAUAGUAUUUUGAUUCUCUAUCGCGCCCUGAGUUGACUCAUUGUACAUAUUUCUAUGCAGUUUCCUCCUCCAAAUUGAAUAAAUCGAAUAUUGAUAAUAUAGGAGAGUGCAAUAUUAACAAACGAUUCGACAUAAGCAACAAGAGAUUUUUAUAUAAAAAAUAUAUAUUUUUGUAAUAAUUAUGAAUAUGCACGUGUUAUGAAUUUAUAUAUAUUUUUGUUAUGUACUAUUAAUUUAAUUGCGUUAGGAUUGAACAAUUUUGUACAUUGCUUAAAUUCACAUUCCACUUAAUUGCAUUUAAAAGUAAUAAAGUUUAUUUAUUAA
Messenger RNA from Dendroctonus ponderosae (mountain pine beetle), 4641 nucleotides. RefSeq names its product hillarin (gene Hil). The coding region runs from base 502 to 2991 and encodes 829 amino acids. The transcript has 13 exons. Lineage: Eukaryota; Metazoa; Arthropoda; Insecta; Coleoptera; Curculionidae. The record is from RefSeq and is a predicted model, not a curated record.